AUGGCAGCGCUAUCCACCUCAUCCAAGUAUGUCUUUGAAACCUUGAAAUCCAAUCUGGUGGUCACAGGGCUGUGUGUGACCGCUAUUGUUGGCCUUGUCUGGACCGUCAACGACUUCCGCGAAUGGAAAGCAUUUGGAACGGGCGGGACUCCGCCGACCUGGGCAGGAUACAUGCGUAUGUCAAAACUCCGGGCUCGACGCGCCCUCACCAAGAACAACAACCUCCGCGACCCCGCCCCGCUCCAAAAGACGGGGCCCUCCUACCUGCCCACGGGCACGCUCCCGCUCCGCUCGGGCCCGCGACCACGCAUGAUGCCGCGGACCCUCCCGCAGCGCCAGUACCCGGAGCCCAUCGACCCGUCCGUGCAGGCGCGGCUGCGCGCCCUCGUCCGCGACCUGGCCACCGCCCACCCGGAGCUCUUCGACCUGAUGCCCUCGCACACCGAGGGCCGCACCACCGACGGCCUGUACGCGCGCCGCAACCUGCCCACCUUGAACCCGCUGGCGGGCGACCGCAUCCUCAGCUACGAGAUCGCGCACAUGCACCCGGCCGAGAACAGUCUGCAUGUCUGGCUGAGUGACGUCGAUGCCCGCGAGGUCAUCGAGAAGGGCUGGGGCCAGCGGUUCCCCCUGCCGGCCGUGCCGCAGGGUUGGGUGAUGGUGUAUGCGCCCCGGGAUGAAGGGGAGAUGGAUAUCGUGGAGGGGGUGGUGAGGGCCGCGGCGCGGUGGGUUACCGGUGUUAUGGUCUAAGAUAACAGCCCCUGGUUUGGGCCUUGUGGUUUUGAUGAUGGUGAUGAACAUGAUGGUUAUGAUUAUGAUGACUUGGUAGCGAGGUUGGGUUUCUUUUAGCGAGCGGCUGGGAUGAUGUG
Aspergillus aculeatus ATCC 16872 is the source of this 869-nucleotide messenger RNA. RefSeq lists its product as uncharacterized. The coding region runs from base 1 to 750 and encodes 249 amino acids. The transcript is spliced from 3 exons. The record is from RefSeq and is a predicted model, not a curated record. Lineage: Eukaryota; Fungi; Ascomycota; Eurotiomycetes; Eurotiales; Aspergillaceae.